Messenger RNA from Sipha flava (yellow sugarcane aphid), 1197 nucleotides. RefSeq names its product zinc finger BED domain-containing protein 4-like. The record is from RefSeq and is a predicted model, not a curated record. The transcript has 4 exons. The coding region runs from base 1 to 1197 and encodes 398 amino acids. NCBI's taxonomy places the organism in Eukaryota, Metazoa, Arthropoda, Insecta, Hemiptera, Aphididae. Gene Ontology annotation, molecular function: protein dimerization activity.
AUGAAAACAUUAGAGAGCAAGUUUAAAUUACCGACUAGACAAUAUUUAUCUAGUACUGUAAUUCCUAAGCUGUAUUCAAAAAUAUUAUCUCAACUCAAAGAAGAAAUAAACACUGAUUUGGAUAGAGAACAUACUGGGGAAAAUAUUUUUCUUAAAAUCAAAGCUAUGGUAAAUGAAUGGAACAUUGAUAUUUCAAACUUAAGCAUUCCUAUUUAUAUGGUCACAGACAAUGCAAGAAAUAUAAGUUGUGGAUUAAAUAUUUAUAAUGAUAAUGACACCCUACAUCACUACUUUUGUGCAGCCCACACGUUACAAUUGGCCAUUGAAGAUUCCUUAAAAGAAAACAAUAUGGGAAGUUUAUUAAAAAAGUGUCGCUCAAUUGUAAUGCAUUAUAACCACAGCACCAAAUCUUGGGAACGUUUGCAACAAAUUCAAUUGCGAUUAAAUCUGCCAAAUCAUAAACUCAUACAAAUGGUCGAAACUCGUUGGAAUAGUGUAUACUUAAUAUUGGAGUGCAUUAUAGAGCAAAAAGAAGCAAUUCCAGUUCUUGAAGCCACAAAAGAAUUUAGCCAAGAAGAUAUACCAACAUUUUCAAUGGUAAACCCAAUUAUAUAUUCCAUAGAAAAAAAAUUGGACAAUUUUAUAACAAAAAAUAGCAAUACAGCAGCAGGAAUAGGAUUUACUAGAAGUCUAAGAAAAUCUAUAUCAAACAGAUUUCUGGUAUGUAAAAAUGACCCAUCAUACUUAUUAGCGACAGUCAAUGAUCCAAGAUUCAAGACUAUUUUUAUGGAAUUAGAAAAUGUAGAAAAAGUAAAAAGUUUGCUUACUAUAGAAGUUGAGAAAUUUGGAUCAGCAUGUGCUACUUUAGAAAUAUCAGAAACUGAACAAAAUCUAUUACUACCUACCACAGUCCCUGUUUCAACAAACUCACUUUCGGAUAUUCUUCAAGAACGUUCGAUCUCCAGUUCUACUAAUAAAGAACAACUGAUAAACUCAUUUAAAAAAGAAAUACAGGAAUAUUUGCAACAACCUCUUCUGUCACCAACAUCAAAACCAUUUUUAUGGUGGAAAACUAAUUGUUUAAACUUUCCGUGUUUGGUUCCUGUAGCAUUGAAGUAUCUGGGUAUUCCAGGAACAUCAAUUUGCAGUGAACGGAUAUUUUCGAAAGCUGAACAAGUGGUGACAGCUAGGAGGUAA